Messenger RNA from Triplophysa dalaica, 1490 nucleotides. RefSeq lists its product as uncharacterized. The coding region runs from base 187 to 1344 and encodes 385 amino acids. The transcript is spliced from 8 exons. Gene Ontology annotation, cellular component: cytoplasm. Gene Ontology annotation, molecular function: ATP binding; protein serine/threonine kinase activity. Lineage: Eukaryota; Metazoa; Chordata; Actinopteri; Cypriniformes; Nemacheilidae. The record is from RefSeq and is a predicted model, not a curated record. Gene Ontology annotation, biological process: regulation of mitotic cell cycle; negative regulation of apoptotic process; protein autophosphorylation.
GAAAACGGCGACACGAACUGUAACUCUCAACUCUUUUCAGAUGUUUUGAUACGAUACAAACUUACACAAGUCUAUCCGAGCGACUGUACAAGUUUACACGGACAUAUUUUCGCGAAAUAUACGCGGUUACCGCGAUUAUCACCACAUUUACAUUUGUGCGACUGCACGUAUAGUAAAACACGCGACAUGGAGAGAAAAUUAUCAGAACAACAUACAGAAGAAGACGAAAAGAAGGGGGCCCGCACCUGCUUUAUGAGAAACAUCCAGGUGGUGCCAUUUUCUUCACAAUCUGACCCGGAUCCAUCAGAUCCUCAACCAGGUUCAUCAGAGCACACAUGUUUACCUGUUUUUAAGACAUCAGUCUCGCAAGACUCGGCGGAUUUCCUCCCUGGUUGUUGUAACCGGGCGCCAACCCCUCCCGAAGAUCAGCAAGUUCAAUCAGGACUCGACCAGACAGCUCCAACUACAAUGGCAGAACAACAAACAACACAAAACAAAAAGAAGGGCAUUCCUGCCUGCUUGAGGAAAAAAUGGCGGACUAUAAAGAGCACCUUCUCUCGCUCCCCAUCAGAGGAUCCUCAGUCAGGUCUCAGGCCGACAGAACUAGCUGAUUCCCAGUCAUCUAAAACAUUUGCAUCGCUUUAUGAAGUGGGAAAAAGGAUGACAAAUCAUGGAUUGAUCUAUGAGGGUACUCGUAGAUCAGAUGGCCUAAAGGUCGCCAUCAAAUUUGUUCCAAAGGGGUCGAGAUUUGACACUUACAUCAACAUUCCUGGCUAUGACAAGCCUCUGCUCACAGAAGUUGGCCUAAAUCUGCUGCUUCAUAAACCUGAGAAAUGUCCCAACAUCGUACAAAUGUUGGACUGGUUCGAAGAAGAAAACCAGCACAUCCUCAUUCUGGAUUAUCCGUUUCCCUCCGUGUCCUUUGGGGAAUUCAUUGAUAAGAACGUUCUGUCUGAAGAGCAGUUCUGUGAUUUAAUGCGCCAAGCAGUGACCGCCGUCAAACACUUAAUCGACCACAACGUCUACAAUCGUUUGUGGGGUAUUCUUCUCAACACGGACACGAUGGAGCUCAAAGUAUCAGAAUUUGGAGAAGGACAUGGCGAACUCAUCUUAAAUUCCUUCGAACAAGACCCUAACAGCUACUGGCGAGCUUUUAAUGCUGCAAGGCUGGUCGGUUGUUUGGGUCGCGUGCUGCAUGUUAUGAUAAAACGUGGCUGUCUGGACGGUGUUCCUGAAGAAUUCGCCAAAGAAUGUCGAUUCGUGUUAUGUCGGUGGUUUUACUUGAGUCGCUACUACAAAGAACCACUUGAUCUUAGAACUAUCCUAGAUAUAUAUCGCUGGUAAGCAGAUACAAAGGUCAGGAGCACAAUUUCAAAGUAAACAAAGGUAAAGUUUGAAUUUACACUUGUUUUAUGCUUUUGGCGCAAAUUAUUUUUUGAAUAAGACGCAAAAGGCAUUUCAUUUGGUACCCAGCUCUUGAUUUUGACACA